Molecule: messenger RNA, 1255 nt
Organism: Corticium candelabrum
Lineage: Eukaryota; Metazoa; Porifera; Homoscleromorpha; Homosclerophorida; Plakinidae
Exons: 2
Coding region: 53-1135 (360 amino acids)
Source: RefSeq, a predicted model, not a curated record
UUGUCAAAGAAUCGAGGAACUCUUUUCAGGCACCAACCAACUGGGGUUGUUGAUGGCACCAACCAACCAUCAAUAUUCAGCUAACUUUCUCGUUCGGGCACAGAAGAAGAAAAAGAAGAAAAUCCGGUUGUGUUUAGUGGUUACAUCUAUUGUAAUAACAGCUGGUUUGGCAGUUGGCAUCAAUAUUGCUGUCACUAGACACUUGAAGCAGACAUGGGAAGAAACAUUCUACAUGGAUGCAAUGCCUAAUUCGACGACCCAAAUUAAAGUGAAUGGUGCAAUGAUUGGAAUGGUGACCAUGAAAUUGCCUUACAUUUCAUAUAGUGAAUAUACCCGUUUGUACUCGUUCUCACAGUCUGCACCAUUCAGGGGUCACAGAAAUAUAUCUGUAUACAAACAAGGUCAUACAUUGUAUUCUGACAAUUAUUUUUAUCAUCAGUUUUAUCUAAAUCGAGGAUCUCGGAUGGAUGCCUCGUUUUCUUGUGAAUGUUGUAUCAAUAAUGGUGUUCAGACAAAUGUCUCAGAUGCUGGAGUGCAAGUGUUUGUAUUGGAGACAAAUCGCUGUUGGCCUGAUUUCACCUCUCAGUGCAUACAUGAGACAGUAAGAGAAACUAAGAAGUUUACUAAGAGUGACUGCCAACUUGAUGAUGGAGAGUUUACUUUCAUCAGCAAUGCAUCGACAGAUUAUCUGAUUUUAUACAGACUCUGGCACAGGUUGGCUAUUUGCUAUUUGCAUGGCAGAAUAGGUGAUAUAACUUAUAGAGGAGAUUUGACACAGUACGGACUUAGAGGGAACGAAUCUUACUGCAGCCCAACAUCCGACUCAUUGAGUUGUUCUAUUGCAAUACCUGACAGCAGCGAAGCUACUGUGGUGCUAGAUGUUGGAAACAUCGCUUAUUUCAAGUACACUGACUUUACGGAAAUACUUCUGACUACUACAUUGAAUUCAAGUGUUAAAGUUACAGUAAAUGCUGUUACAGCUGGCGUCUGUGUUGCUGCUGUGAUUGUUGUUGUCGUUUUUAUAUUAAUUGGAGGCAAGUAUUGCAAGGGUUGCAGGGGGAGGGACGUUUUACGUGAUGAACAAACGCGGCUGAUGGACAGUGACACUUCUAUCAAUGUACUAGGUACUGAUUAAAGUGUUUGAAUCUCAUUAAAAGUUAAUGUGGUAAAGUAACUAAUUUUUUGAGUAAUUAGCUAAUAAUCGAUGCAUUUAAAUAUUUCUUUUGGUUUUGUGAGGUAACGAUUAUAUAAUUAU